CCAUUGGACCAUUCUGCUCCCUAAGCCCCGCCCAGGCUACCGGAACAGGAAGAAUCUGCUUCUGCUGACGUUGAAGCUGUCUGAAGUGACGAUGGCGUCCACAGAUCAGUCUCUCCUGGAUCUAACAGACAAGGAAACCCGAGAGAAACUCUCUUUAUGGGACCGUCGCACGGACGCAACCGCCCCCCUCACGGAGAAACAAAUGGACUCUGUUCUGGAGAUCCGAACCGCCGCGGAAACUCUUCCUGUUCCCUCAGAGCUGCCCAUCGAGGACCUGUGCAGCCUGUCGUCUCGAUCUUUACAGUCCCCGUUCACAGCCACCAUCCCCGCGUCAACCGAGGACGUUCUCCUGAAAGGAUUUCAGAUGCUCCAAAUGGAGAAUGACAGGAUAGAAACAGCUCAGCAGUUUUUUUCCUGGUUUGCCAAGUUGCAGGCCAACAUGGACCAGGAUGAAAGCUCAAAAUACAGGAAAACCAGAGAUGAACUAAACUGCUACCAGGAACACUGUGAUGCUAUUUUGAAGGAUGUCAACGAAGCUCUUGACUACUUGGACUCCCUUCAGAAACAGUACUUGUUUGUGUCUAAUAAGACCGGUGCCUUACAUGAAGCCUGUGAGCAGCUCCUGAAAGAACAGUCGGAGCUUGUUGAGCUGGCAGAGAAUAUUCAGCAGAAACUGUCAUAUUUUAAUGAGCUAGAAAACAUAAACACGAAACUGAAUUCACCAACUUUAUCUGUAAAUAGUGAAGGUUUUAUACCAAUGUUGUCCAAAUUAGACGACUGCAUUGAAUAUGUUUCCUCUCAUCCCAGUUUUAAGGAUUAUCCAGUUUAUUUGGCCAAGUUUAAACAAUGUUUGUCUAAAGCUAUGCACUUAAUGAAGGUCUACAUUGUAAACACUAUGCAGUCUCUCACCAGCCAGUUAACAAAAAGGGAUCCAAUGGGCUUAACUAAUGCUGACAAUGCCUUUACGCUUUACUAUGUUAAGUUUAGAGCAGCUGCACCUAAAGUUAGAUCACUCAUUGAACAGGUAGAGCAGCGAUCAGAGAGAAUUCCUGAAUACGGUCAGCUUCUAGAUGAAAUCCAUCAGUGCUAUCUGGACCAGAGGGAGCAGCUCCUGAGUCCCUGCAUCACAUCCACCAUUACGGACUUGACCAACCAAAACAGCAAAGACCACUGUGCGCUGGUUCGCAGUGGUUGUGCCUUUAUGGUUCAUGUGUGCCAGGAUGAACACCAGCUGUACAACGACUUUUUCUCUAAACCAACAUCCAGGCUCGAUGAGCUGUUAGAGAAGCUGUGUCUCUCUCUGUACGAUGUCCUCCGACCGCUCAUCAUUCACAUCAUCCACUUGGAAACUCUGUCUGAGCUCUGCAGCAUCCUUAAGAACGAGAUGCUUGAAGAUCAUGUUCGUAACAAUGCCUCUCAGCUGGGCGCCUUUGAUGCUGUGGUGAAACAGAUGCUGGAGGAUGUUCAGGAGAGGCUGGUCUACCGGACUCACAUCUACAUUCAGACCGACAUCGUAGGUUACAAUCCAGCUCCAGGUGAUCUCGCCUAUCCCGAGAAACUGGAAAUGAUGGAGAAAAUCGCUCAGAGUUUGAAGGAGGAGCAGAUGAAGCAGAUGUCACAGGAGUCCUCGUUUUCUGACGUGCAGCUUGAAGAUGGCGGCGUGAGACGAAACAACAGUGCUGCCAGUUUAGAAGUAUCUCGCCUUCAAACGUCCGUUUCUCCCGCGGAUCUGCACGGCAUGUGGUAUCCCACUGUCAGGAGAACGUUGGUCUGCUUGUCCAAACUCUACAGAUGUAUAGAUAGAGCGGUAUUUCAGGGGUUGUCUCAAGAAGCUCUAUCUGCCUGCAUUCAGUCUCUGCUUAAAGCCUCUGAAAUCAUCAUCAAAAGCAAGACACAGGUAGAUGGGCAACUUUUCCUGAUCAAGCACCUGCUGAUAAUGCGUGAACAGAUUGCCCCAUUUCACACCGAUUUUGCCAUCAAGGAAAUCUCACUGGACCUGAAAAAAACACGAGAUGCUGCCUUCAAAAUCCUGAACCCCAAGGCUGUUCCCAAAUUCUUUCGCCUUAACAGUCACAACGCCAUACUUGAAUUCCUGUUGGAGGGAACACCGGAGAUAAAAGAGCACUACAUUGAUUCAAAGAAGGAUGUGGACCGGCACCUGAAGUUCAGCUGUGAACAGUUUAUCCAGCAGCAGACUCAGAUCUUUGUGGGGAACCUUGAAGAGUUUCUCACCAAGGUCGCAGCUCUUAAGAAGAUGGCAACCGAAGGCGGACCCACUUACAAUCUCUCCCAGCAACCCUGGGCGCAGCCUGCAAAGAUCAACGACACAGUGAUGGCCACCUACCGGGUGAUGAAGAGCAAGCUGCCAAGCACUUUACAGAGCAUGUCCUUGUACUUGGCCAAUAGAGACACAGAGUUCAUCCUUUUCAAGCCUGUCAGGAAUAACAUCCAGCAGGUGUUUCAAAGGCUGCACGCUUUGCUUCAGGAGGAAUACAGCGGAGAAGACCUUCAAAUCAUUGCUUGUCCAUCUAUGGAGCAGAUUAACCUGCUGCUUUCUGUCAAUAAGUAAUGUUUGGUGAAGAGAUGCUGCUGAACACCCGCGGGAUUGCCGCAUGAAGCUGCAGCUCCAGCCGUGACCUGAAACUGAGGUCGAGUAGAUGAGAUGACCAGAAAAAACGCUGAACUGACAGACAGCAAAAGCCAAAAAAUAAGAUGGAAUCACAGUUAGAACUCACUUAAAGUUGGACUUUUGGGGUACUGAACCAAUCAUUUUGUUUAUUAAAAUUAAAACCGGUGUCCAAGGUUGGAAGUGGUUUAAAGUGGGAGAAACUCUUUCAUGUGUCUCAACACCAGAAUGUUUGGAAUAAGACGUUGCACUCCUCGUGAAGGUGGAAUGGAGAAGCUAUGAAGCGAACGGUCGACACUGCAGCUGACCUUCUCAUUACCUAAUUCGGAAGAACGGGAUGGAAAAAUAUUUUAGCGCUUUCUUUUAACAGUCUAUGUAACACACUAAAUUUAUGCUGAUGUUGCAGCCGACUGUCUGAAAUCUUCCCAUUCUGAAUGUUUUGUUAUGCAAAAAAUAAGAUACAUUUUAUACUUAGUUUUUUUUUGUUUUUUUACUAUGAUUGAUUAAAAAAGUAAUGGACCGGCUCUGUACAGAAUCCUACAAGUGUAUAGUUCUCAAAGAGUAACAAAAGAAGCAGGACAUUAUCAAUAUAACCUAUGAUUUUGGUGUUGUAAAGGUAUUUUAUUUAUGGAUGUUCUAAUUAAAGAGGUUAAUAAUGUU
Molecule: messenger RNA, 3286 nt
Organism: Oryzias melastigma (Indian medaka)
Lineage: Eukaryota; Metazoa; Chordata; Actinopteri; Beloniformes; Adrianichthyidae
Gene: cog3
Product: component of oligomeric golgi complex 3
Exons: 23
Coding region: 92-2569 (825 amino acids)
Biological process (GO): Golgi organization; intracellular protein transport; intra-Golgi vesicle-mediated transport
Cellular component (GO): cis-Golgi network; COG complex; membrane
Source: RefSeq, a predicted model, not a curated record